Molecule: messenger RNA, 552 nt
Organism: Onychomys torridus (southern grasshopper mouse)
Lineage: Eukaryota; Metazoa; Chordata; Mammalia; Rodentia; Cricetidae
Product: eukaryotic translation initiation factor 3 subunit I-like
Biological process (GO): cytoplasmic translational initiation
Cellular component (GO): eukaryotic translation initiation factor 3 complex, eIF3m
Molecular function (GO): RNA binding; translation initiation factor activity; protein binding
Source: RefSeq, a predicted model, not a curated record
AUGGAGGGCAAGCUGGAGAGCCAAGGCAAGCUGCAGCCCAAUUCAAGAACACAGAGGGGUUGGGGGAGGUGCAUCAUUGCAGGCCAUGACGAGCUCAACCAGUAUAGUGCCAAGUCUGGAGAGGUGUUGAUGAAUGUUAAGGAACACUCCUGGCAGGCCCAUGAUAUCCAGUUGUCUAGAGACAUGUUUAUUACUGCAUCCAAUGACAACACAGCUAAACUCUUUGACUCAAUGAAUCCUGAACAUCUGAAGACUUUCUGAACAGAACUCGUCAACUCAACUGCCCUCCCUUCCAACUAUGAUGACCAUGUGGUGCUGGGAAGUUGUCGGGAAGCCACAGAUGUAACCACAACCUCCACCAAGAUUGACAAGUUUGAGGCCCUAUUCUCCCACUUGACUUUUGAAGAAGAGUUUGGAAGAGUCAAGAGCUACUUCAGACCUAUCAACGGUGUGGCCUUCCAUCCUGAUGGCAAGAGUUCCAGCAGCGGUGGGGAAGAUGGUUACAUCCCCAUCUACUACUGUGACCCACAGUACUUGGAGUUUGAGGCAUAA